AUGAGCUGGAAAGCAGGCUCCGUGUACCCCUGCAAUCCCUGGACGGCGCGGUCCGAGUCGACCAAGCUCGCGGCGGAUCCAAAGGGGGAGAAGUUGAUCUACACCAACGGGCGGGCUGUGGUUAUCCGCGACCUCAAUAACCCCUCCCUUUCCCAUGUUUACACCCAGCACACCCAGACCGCAACGGUCGCUCGGAUCUCCCCGUCCGGCUUCUACUGCGCAUCUGCAGAUAUCGCCGGGAACGUCCGUGUCUGGGAUGUCGUCAACCAGGAGAACGUCCUCAAGUACGCCGGCCGACCGAUGAGCGGGAAGAUCAACGAUCUUGCUUGGGACGGGGAGAGCAAGCGGAUCAUCGUGGGCGGAGAGGGCAAGGACAAGUUUGGCGCGGCGUUCUUUAUGGACUCGGGGAGUAGUUGUGGGGAGAUCACUGGACACUCCAAGCCCAUCACCUCCCUCUCGGUCCGACAUCAGCGUCCGUUCCGCGCCGUGUCCGGUUCGGACGAUACGUCGGUUUGCCUUCACACUGCCGUCCCAUUCAAGUACGACAAGAUCUUCAAUCACCAUACCCGUUUCGUCCGAGACGUUCAGUACGCUCCCAAUGGGGACCUCUUUGCCUCGGUCGCGUCGGACGGAAAGCUGUUCUUUUAUGACGGCAAGACCGGCGAGAAGAAAGCUGAGGCUGCUCGGCCAGAGACAAGCAGUCUUAUGGCUGCCUCGUGGGCGCUUGACUCUGCACAGAUCGCUACGGCCGGCGCGGACGGCGUAGUUGCCAUCUGGGAUGCUGCUACCGGCCAGGCUGGGCAAAGCUGGAAGGUCGGCUCGGACGUCGAGUCGCAGCAGAACGGGAUUGUCUGGGCCAACCCGAAUGUCAUCGCCUCGGUCUCGCUCUCGGGUACCAUCAACCUCUUUGACCCGCGCGAGGGGAACAGCUGGCGCAAGCUGCACGGCCCCACCAAGGCAAUCACAGCAAGCGGGCUGAACGAAAAGGAUCAGACAUUCUACGCAGGAUCAUUCGACGGAUCGAUUAAGGCGUUCUCGACGGCCGAGGACGAAGGGGCGUGGAAGGAGAUCGAGGGGGGCGGGCAUGCCGCAAGGAUCGUUGGCGUCGCGUCGGACACGGAUGGAAAAGUAUGGGCGGCAGGAUGGGACGAUCGCGCAACCUCCAUAAGCGGAACCAAGUUCGCCUCUUCCAUCUCGGCCAAAUCCCAACCCACCGGGAUCGCUGCUACCCCUUCCGCCACCUACAUCGCCUCCGCCUCCGGCUUGGAAGUCCACCCCACCUCCGGCUCCCCCUUCACCCAACCCGGAAACAUCUCGGCGGUCGGCGCAAACGGCCCCUCGGUCGCCUACGGCUCAGGCAAGACCCUCACCCUCGCCACCAACUCUGGCUCUUCUCUCAAAACCGAGGCGGACUUUACCGACAACAAGGGCGACAUCCUCUCGAUCGCAUUCUCGCCGGACGGGAAACUCGUCGCUGCGGGAGAUAGCGCCGGGCGGAUCAUCCUCGUCGAUGUGGGCAAGAAGGAAGUGCUCGUCAGUAGCAGGUGGCAGUUCCAUACCGGGCGAGUGGCGGCGUUGAGCUUUUCGCCGGACGGGAAAAGGCUGGCAAGUGCGGGUGGGGAUGAGAGUAUCUAUGUGUGGGAGGUGGAGAAGGUGAUGAAGAAUACGGCUAUCAAGAAUGCGCAUCCAGGAGGGGUCUCGGGGGUGUCUUGGGUUGCAGGAAGUGAGAAGUUGAUCUCGACGGGGCAGGAUGGGUGUGCUAGGACGUGGACUGUGCCUCAGGCGUAG
Molecule: messenger RNA, 1788 nt
Organism: Dioszegia hungarica
Lineage: Eukaryota; Fungi; Basidiomycota; Tremellomycetes; Tremellales; Bulleribasidiaceae
Product: WD-repeat protein
Exons: 6
Coding region: 1-1788 (595 amino acids)
Biological process (GO): positive regulation of actin filament depolymerization; actin filament depolymerization
Cellular component (GO): cortical actin cytoskeleton
Molecular function (GO): actin filament binding
Source: RefSeq, a predicted model, not a curated record